Molecule: messenger RNA, 1900 nt
Organism: Entelurus aequoreus (snake pipefish)
Lineage: Eukaryota; Metazoa; Chordata; Actinopteri; Syngnathiformes; Syngnathidae
Product: nuclear receptor subfamily 2 group F member 6-like
Exons: 4
Coding region: 1271-1900 (209 amino acids)
Biological process (GO): negative regulation of transcription by RNA polymerase II; cell differentiation; anatomical structure development
Molecular function (GO): zinc ion binding; RNA polymerase II cis-regulatory region sequence-specific DNA binding; nuclear receptor activity
Source: RefSeq, a predicted model, not a curated record
ACUGACUGAGCGAGAGGAGGCUGGCUGCUCCUCGCUGCCUUCCACUGAAGCUUUGUGACCAGCUUUUUCCUGCUUCUUGACUAAUUUAUUCAGCCUGGUUCUGGCACGGGGCAGGAAGACGGGGGACGGACGAGAGUCAUGCAACAGUACACCCUCACAGGGAAUGUGGAAAGGUUGUGGCCUCUGGAUGGGCAGUGACCAAACAAGACAGGCAAGAAAAACUUUGUGGGGACUCCUGUUUUUUGUGUGUGACAUUUGAGCCAAGCAUUGUUGGAGGCGCUCUAAGAAAACUACUGACAAGAGGACUGAUGUUUUAGUUUUCGCAGAAACCACAAAGACGUCCGUCCAGGAGAGAGACGAGUAUAUUGUCUUUCUCUGUCUUCGCUCCUUUACAACAUCACGCCUGGAGGUUGUGUCAGAAUUCUCUGGAUUUCAGGUCACAGAUCAAUUGUUUCAUAAAAGUGCGCGGCCCAGAGGCGAAAAGAAGGCUUGUUGGUCAUCCCCACUUCCUUGUAGGGACAUAUUUUUCUUUACCCCCCUCCACCUGCCCUAAAUCAACAUUUUUGCCCUUUUCACCGCUGUCACCUCUGCCUCAACAAGUCAAGAGUGAGUCUGGACUAGAGCUGGCCCAGAUCAGCAGAUAACACCUCGACACUGCACAGGAACUGGUUGGACGGGUUUGGAAGUUGGAGCAGAGGGCAGGGUAGUUUAACCCUGCCUGAAGGAGAACUCACAUUUAUUUCCCUCCCACUUGUCCUUUGGGAGAAAGCAGUCACACACACAGAGAGAGUCAUAGUGACUGGUUAUGCUGAGGGAUACUUUUUAAAGGAGGGCUGUGGGGUGGGGAGAGUCCGUGAGCGAAAGUAAGAGGGAGGGAGAGACCAGAGUGGGAGACAAAGUUUAAUUUAUUGUUUCCUGGGUUAGAGCAGGCUGCACCCUUUUUUUCUCCUGCUUCUCCAGCCUGAACUCUGAACCGCGCAAUGUGUGUGUAAAGUUUUCUCAGGAGCCAUUGAUCAGAGGUCAGGGCGGCAAGCGCAAGGGUGAAAGGCAAGAACAGAGAGAGCGGCUAGAUUAAAGGAGUGCACCGGGAAGAUCGCCGGGUCAAUCCCAACAGACGUCGAGGAGGGAAAGGUCAACGCGGAGACAAGUCUUCAUCCCUUUCAGCUACAACCCUCGCUCUUUGCUCACUUGGCAGACUUUCAAGCAUAUAGUUUAAAGCCGGGGCAGGUCAGUGCAUGAUCCACUUACAGGCCGGCCAGGCUUCGAGAAUAUGGCCAUGGUGAGCGGGGGAUGGGGCAACCCAAACGGGGACACGACGGGACUUGGGGAGAAGGGUUACCUGCGGGGGGAGGAAGAGGAGGGCUCGCCUCAUGCCGGAAGCAGCGACGUGGAUGUCGCGGACGAGGACAAGGCAUGCGUGGUGGAUUGUGUGGUGUGUGGCGACAAGUCUAGCGGGAAGCACUACGGCGUUUUCACGUGUGAGGGCUGCAAGAGCUUCUUCAAAAGGAGCAUCCGACGCAACCUCAACUACUCCUGCAGAUCAAACCGAGAAUGCCAAAUCGACCAACACCAUCGCAACCAGUGCCAGUACUGUCGACUCAAGAAGUGUUUCCGCGUUGGUAUGCGCAAGGAAGCGUUAGCAACACCUAAAACGGAGGUUUCUCAGAUGGUGAUGUACCUCCUGGAAAUCACUGGCUCAGAGUGGCCAAAGCACUCCACUCCUCCCUACGCCAAGACUACCACCAUCAAACAAGCUCGCCAUCCACACAUUCUCCUGCCCGCCACAUCUACCGUGCCACACACACUCCCAGGCCGCGUUCUUACCUCCCUACCCCCCACGUUCUCCCACACCGCACACCCACAAACACACCUGACCGACCUCAUUUCCUGUGUGGCGUGA